Messenger RNA from Arachis stenosperma, 729 nucleotides. RefSeq lists its product as uncharacterized. The record is from RefSeq and is a predicted model, not a curated record. Bases 1 to 729 code for a protein of 242 amino acids. Lineage: Eukaryota; Viridiplantae; Streptophyta; Magnoliopsida; Fabales; Fabaceae. The transcript is spliced from 2 exons.
AUGAAGGAGGAAUUGCAGCAAUUUGAGAAGAAUCAGGUCUGGUCAUUGGUGCCUUAUCCAAAUGGAAAGAAAGUCACUGUUUAUGUUGAUGAUAUUAUAUUUGGUUCGACUAAUGAGGAUUUGUGUGUAGAUUUUGCUAAGCUUAUGACUAAUGAAUUUGAUAUGAGCAUGAUGGGAGAGCUCAAUUUCUUUUUAGGCUUGCAAAUCAAGCAAACUGCAGAAGGCAUCUUCAUCCAUCAAGAAAAAUAUGCAAAAGAACUUGUCAAGAAAUUUGGGCUGGACUGUGCUAAGCCAAUGGGAACUCCCAUGCAUCCUAAUAUCAAGCUUGAUAAGGAUGAACAUGGUAGAGAUGUUGAUGAGACCCGCUAUAGGGGGAUGAUUGGAUCCUUAAUGUAUCUAACCUCCUCAAGGCCUGAUAUCAUCCAAAGUGUUGGAGUUUUCUCAAGGUUUCAAUCAAAGCCUAAGGAGUCCCAUCUUUUGGCUGUCAAGAGGAUCAUCCGAUAUGUACUUGAUACCACUGAUUAUGGGUUAUGGUUUCCUAAGACUGAUUCUUUUCAAUUAGUGGGUUUCUGUGAUUCAGAUUUUGUUGGGGACAGGAUAGAUAGAAGUAGCACAAGUGGCAUGUGCUGCUUUCUUGGGAAAUCUUUCAUUGUUUGGUCUAGCAAGAAGCAAGCUACGGUGGCACUUUCAACAGCCGAAGCUGAUUAUAUUGCAGCCUCCUCUUGUUGA